Messenger RNA from Telopea speciosissima, 1242 nucleotides. RefSeq lists its product as uncharacterized. NCBI's taxonomy places the organism in Eukaryota, Viridiplantae, Streptophyta, Magnoliopsida, Proteales, Proteaceae. The transcript has a single exon. The record is from RefSeq and is a predicted model, not a curated record. The coding region runs from base 1 to 1242 and encodes 413 amino acids.
AUGGCGACAUCUGAUCAAGUCCAUAGAAUGGCUACAUUUUGGUCCAAUGUGCUUGAAGGUGAUGGUCAGAUUUUUGACAGUGCAGCUGAUUUCAAGAAAGCCAUUGCUAAAUAUGCUAUUGCCCAUAAAUUUGGGUAUCGUAUGAAGCGGACUAACCCAAACAUGGCCAAGGCAGUGUGUGACUUACAUAGUUGUGACUGGUAUAUUUGUGCAAGUGUUAUUCACGAUACAGGCUGUUUUCGGGUGUACAAAUCCAACUUGCAACAUUUUCAUCUAGCUGGUUAUAGCACCCAACACAAGACAAAGGCUUCAAAGACAGUUGUCGCUGAUGUAAUACUUGAUAAAUUAUGUGAUUGUUCGAAAUAUCGUCCUAUGGAGAUCGUUCGAGACAUAAGCAGGGAGUAUGGUGUUAGAUUAUCAUACCAACAAGCGUGGAGAUGUAGAGAAUUGGCCACAAGUUUGUUAGUUGGCUUACAAGAGGACUCAUACAAGACCAUUCCAUGGCUUUGUCGUAAGAUUAAGGAGUCCAAUCCAGGAAGUGUAGCCGAGUAUACUUUUGAACAGGAUGGAAGUUUCAGUAAGCUCUUUAUAGCAUUCUCUGCAUGUUUGCAUGGAUUCACUGAAGGUUGUAGACACUUGCUUGUGCUUGAUGGGACGUUCAUCGCUUCGAAAUACAAAGGUACAUUGCUUGUUGCUUCUGCAUAUGAUGUAGACGAUGGUAUGCUACCGAUUGCAUUUGGUGUUGUCCCGUCUGAAUCAAUUGAUAAUUGGGAAUGGUAUUUGACUCAAUUGAGACAUGCAUUGCAAUAUGAGAUUGGAGAUGAACUGGCUUUCAUAUCCGAUCGACACACUGGUAUUAUACAAGGACUACACCAUGUCUUUCCUGGUUGUCCUCAUGCACAUUGCCUACGCCACUUGAAGGAGAACUUUAAAAAGUACCUAAAGGGUCGCUACAAUCAGUCGUUUAAGGCAGCUAUGGAAGCACAACUGGACAAAAUUGCUUAUUUACGCACAAUGCAUGAUUAUGAGAAAAAUAUGGAGGUCAGGCAUAAAAUGAAUCGUUCUGCUCAUGAGUGGGUGAUCCAAGCACACCCGGAAAAUUGGGUAAUUGCUUUAUUCAAAGGAAACAGAUAUGAUAAGCUAAAUUCAAAUUUGGCUGAAACUUAUAAUGCAUGGAUAAAAGAUGCCCGUGAGUUGCCUAUAUGUCACCUUAUUGACACAAUUCGGUUGAAAACUGAAUGA